AUACAGUAGGGCCAACUGAAAGGAGCAUAGUUUUGUGUAAAGACACGAACGGUUUACAGAUCACACCUUUAAAGGCAGAAGUCAAUUCAAAAGGCACACUAGGGAGAACUAAUAAAAAAGAUCCUGAAAUAUCUUCCUUACUUAUAAUGGAGGACAAAUCAAACAGUUCACAAAGUCAUACCUGCUCAGAAGAGCCAUCUGUGAGCAGUAAUGGUGAUGUUUCUUGUCCUGUGGACAUUAAAGUUGAAGGUAAAACUGGAAAGAAGAAAAAGAAGAAAAACAAAAAAAAUAGUUCAUGCCAAAAGAAAACAGAUUCUGAAUGUUUUGGCAACACAGUUAAAGAUCCGUUAUCACAGUCACAACAGAUGCCUAAUCAGAACAAAAACAGGUCUGCAGGAUCAAAGCAAGAAAAAAGCAAGAAUGCAUCAGCUAGGUCUACCUGCGACCAGUCCACCCAGACAGAGUCUUCCCAGACCCAGUCUGUCCAAACGCAGUCAACUCAAACUCCCCCAGACCAGAGUACACACUCACCAGCAACAGAAUCCAAGCCAACCCAGACAAUCAUGUCCAGCUUUCCCUUACACCAGGCAUACUGGGGAAAAUCUUCCAUGGAUGUGUCUGCUUCGGAACAGAAACCUCAGUCAUGUUCCACAAGCAACCAGCUGACUGUGAUCUGUUGGAACAUAGAUGGCCUGGAUCCAGAAGAUGUUUUUGCUCGAUGUAAAGGCCUGCUGUCACACUUAGGAAAGUACCGUGCAGAUGUGGUAUUGUUACAGGAGCUGGUUCCCCCUUAUUUGAGUCAAUUGCAGAACAUUAUGAAAGAUUAUGAGUUUCUGCAAAGCAGUCAGGAGGGCUAUUUCACCGGCAUUUUGCUCAGAAAGGACAGAGUGCAGUUACUUGAGAGCAACAUUGUGAAGUAUCCCACCACAGAGAUGGGUAGAAAUCUUCUAAUAGCAAAAGUUAGCAUUUCAGGUCAUCCAUUGUGCAUUAUGACAUCUCACUUGGAAAGCUGCAAGGCCAGCUCGCAGGAACGCUUAAACCAGCUACGCCGAGUCUGGAAAUGGAUGAAAGAGGCACCGCAGGACCAUACAGUUAUAUUUGGAGGAGAUACCAACCUUAGAGAUUGGGAGGUGAAAAAGCUUGGGGGGCUCCCGGAUGGUAUCAACGAUGUGUGGGAAAUGCUGGGGGAACCAGAAGAAAGCAGAUAUACCUGGGACACGUCUAUCAAUGAUAAUAACGAAAUCCCUAAUUCCAUACGUCUACGAUUUGAUCGGCUUUUCCUCAGGCAAGCAGCAGAAGGUGCUCGGCUACAGCCUGAAACAAUGACCCUGAUUGGUCUGGAGAAGCUGAAGUGUGACUAUUUCAUCAGUGAUCAUUGGGGCAUCCUUUGUACGUUGUUAUUUGGGUCGGCAUAACAACAAUGUCUGUGUCUGCAAUUUUUGUUUUUAUGGCCUUUACAAAUUUUAAUGAAAUGGCUCUGUAUCAUAAGCUUAUUUUAAGUCAUUGCUGGUAAAUGAUCUUUGUGUUAAACUCUAGUUUAAACAUUAGCAUAUUAGCUAUAAAAUAAUAAUUUAUGGACAUCUGGCAAAAUAAAAUAAUAAUAUGUACAGCUUUUAUGUUUUUUGCAUGGUACAGUUCAUUAGUGAAAGUAUGCAAUUGCUUUAUUUGUCCACUAGAGGGAACCUCAAGCCUGUGAUUCUUAUGCAAGUUGCAUCCUUUAAAGUAAGAGUUCCCUUGGAAGUAAAUGGGGCG
Paramisgurnus dabryanus is the source of this 1752-nucleotide messenger RNA. It is a transcript of the gene tdp2a, whose product is annotated as tyrosyl-DNA phosphodiesterase 2a. NCBI's taxonomy places the organism in Eukaryota, Metazoa, Chordata, Actinopteri, Cypriniformes, Cobitidae. The record is from RefSeq and is a predicted model, not a curated record. Gene Ontology annotation, molecular function: single-stranded DNA binding; 5'-tyrosyl-DNA phosphodiesterase activity. Gene Ontology annotation, cellular component: PML body; cytoplasm. Gene Ontology annotation, biological process: double-strand break repair.